Camellia sinensis is the source of this 3293-nucleotide messenger RNA. Lineage: Eukaryota; Viridiplantae; Streptophyta; Magnoliopsida; Ericales; Theaceae. The record is from RefSeq and is a predicted model, not a curated record.
CUCAGAAAUCUGUAUUGUACGGUAUUGUAUUAUAUUUUUACAGUUAGAAAAUGUCUAUCCAUCCCCUGCUCUGAUCAAACGAAAGUAAACGCAAUUGCCCACUUACGAAAGCCCUGGAUUAUUGUAUUUGUAUUAUGCUCUCAAAUUCAGCCAUGGCGAUGACGCUGACUCACAUUGACAAUGACUCCUCAGUUGUCCGAGUCCUCUCAACUCAACUCAACAACCCCCCGUACGCAUAUAUGGCGGGCGAGAGAGUAUGUCUUAUCACAAUAAUUCUUGCUUUCUUAUCAUGUUACUUUGCUCUACUUGCAGCUUCACAGAUUACUCAUCCAUUGGAAGUUGCAGCAUUGCAAGCAAUUCAUGGCAAACUACAGGAUCCCUUGAAAAAUCUUAGGAAUUGGGCAAAGAAAGAUCCUUGCACCUCAAAUUGGACUGGGGUUAUCUGCAACGUCGAUUCAAGUGAUGGUUAUCUACAUGUUCAAGAAUUGCGAUUGCUAAAUAAGAAUCUGUCUGGAAUAUUACCUCCUGAACUGGGCCAACUACCUCAUAUGGAAAUAUUAGAUUUUAUGUGGAAUGAUAUAAGUGGAAGCAUACCAAAGGAGAUCGGAAAUAUUACUUCUUUGCAUCACCUGCUUUUGAGUGGUAAUCAAAUAUCAGGUCCUCUACCAGAUGAGCUUGGUUUUCUUCCUAAUUUGAUUAAAUUUCAGUUAGACCGGAACUACAUAUCAGGACCAUUACCAAAGUCAUUUGCAAAUUUGUCCAACGUUAAGCAUUUCCACAUGAACAACAAUUCAAUCAGUGGUCAGAUUCCAUAUGAGCUUUCUGAACUACUUCAACUUCAACACGUCCUUUUGGACAAUAACAAUUUGUCAGGGUACCUUCCACCAGAGCUUUCAAAAAUGCCAAACUUGAAGAUUCUUCAACUUGAUAAUAAUAACUUCAGCGGGAGUGGGAUACCAGAUUCAUAUGGUAACAUGUCUAAGCUCUUGAAAUUGAGUCUUAGGAACUGCAAAUUGGAAGGAAUUGUUCCUGAUCUAAGUGGUAUACCUGGCCUUCGUUACUUAGACCUCAGCCAGAACCAACUCUCUGGAAGUAUACCAUCAAGUAAACUUUCUGCUAAUAUCACAACUAUUGACUUAUCAAACAAUACAAUAAAUGGAUCUAUCCCCUACAACUUUUCAGGCCUCCCUUAUCUCCAGACCUUAUCACUUCAGAACAAUUGGUUAAGUGGUUUCAUUCCCUCUACCAUUUGGAAGAAUAUGACUUUCAGUGCAGAUGCAAAACUCAAAUUGGAUUUCCGAAAUAAUCUUCUUUCAGAUAUUUCUGGCAGCCUUGAUCCUCCUUCAAAUGUAACCAUGAUGCUUCAAGGUAAUCCUGUUUGUGAUAGAGCGAAUCAACUAAACAUUACCCCAUUUUGUGGACCUGAAACUGAAGAAGGGGCUACUGACAGCUUGAGUCACGCCAAUAAUAGCUGCCAACCUCAGUCUUGUCCUUUAAGUGAUCAUUUUGAGUAUGUCCCUGCAUCUCCUCUGAAUUGCUUUUGUGCUGCACCAUUUGGAGUUGGAUUACUUUUACGGAGUCCUAGCAUAUCAGAUUUCCCUCCAUAUAGGCUUCAGUUCGAGGUGUACAUGACCUCAAAUCUUGGCUUGGAGCUUUAUCAACUAUCCAUCGAUUCAAUUCUGUGGCAAAACGGUCCUAGGCUAAGGAUGUAUUUGAAAAUUUUCCCCCAGGUUAAUGAUUCUAAUGAGUUUAAUGAAAGCCAGAUUCAAAGAAUAGCAAACCAAAUUGCUACAUUUGCAAUUCCUGCGAAUGAUACCUUUGGCCCUUAUGAUCUGCUCAAUUUCACUCUCCAAGGUCCUUAUUCAAAUUUCUUUCUCCCACCUUUAAAAACUGGUAUAAGCAAAGGUGCAGUGGCUGGAAUUGUGCUAGGGGCUAUCUCAUGUGCAGCUGUUUUAAUUUUAGUAAUCAUACUUGUGUUCUUGAAAAUGAAGCCCAGAUCCCAGCAUGAAAUUCCAAGAGAUCAAUCAAUUAUGAAAAUCCCCGUCAAAAUAAAAGGAGUGAAAGGAUUUAGUUUCAAUGAAAUGCAAAUGGCAACAUGCAGUUUUGGCAUCAGUAGGCAAGUUGGUGAAGGGGGUUAUGGAAAGGUUUACAAAGGCAUAUUAACUGAUGGAACAGUUGUGGCAAUAAAGCGUGCACAACAAGGAUCCUUACAGGGUGAAAAAGAGUUUUACACUGAGAUAGAAUUGCUGUCACGGUUACACCAUCGUAACCUGGUUUCAUUGGUAGGAUAUUGUGACGAAGAAGAUGAACAGAUGUUAGUGUAUGAGUUCAUGCCUAAUGGUUCACUACAUGAUCUCCUUUCUGCUGGACCCAAAGAAUCCCUAAGUUUUGGAAGAAGAUUGCAUAUAGCAUUGGAUGCAGCCAAGGGCAUUCUCUACCUCCAUUCUGAAGCAGACCCUCCAGUUAUCCACCGCGAUAUCAAGGCAAACAACAUACUGUUAGACUCCAAGUUUACAGCAAAAGUGUCUGAUUUUGGAAUCUCAAGGCUUGCACCGGUAGCAGAUGCCAGUGGAAUUGCAACUGCUCAUGUAUCCACAGGAGUGAAAGGCACACCAGGCUACCUUGAUCCAGAAUACUUUUCGACUCACAAACUAACAGAAAAGAGCGAUGUUUAUAGCCUCGGAAUUGUAUUCCUAGAGCUCUUGACAGGGAUGCAGCCUAUAUCUCAUGGUAGACACAUUGUUCGUGAGGUAAAUGCAGCGUGUCAAUCUGGAUUGAUGUUGUCAAUCAUAGACCAGAGCAUGGGUCAGUAUCCUUCUGAGUGUAGUAAGAGAUUCAUGGCAUUGGCUGUCCAGUGUUCUCAGGUUGAGCAGGAGGCCAGACCUUCAAUGUUGGAAGUGGUCAGAGAAUUGGAGAACAUAGCUGCACUGCUGCCACAAUCUGAGGCCAUUCCGUUGGAGUUGGAAGCCUCUAGUUCUGGAAUGUCAAGGUCUGCCUUGUCAUCAGUCUACUCUAGAAAGAACUCGCAUGUGUCCAUGGAUUUCCCUGGAAGUGACCUUGUUAGUGGCGUCAUCCCCUCAAUCAGGCCUCGCUGAUGGAGCAGUAAAUUUGUCCCUAGAAAGCUUCAUAAAAUGUCCAUAUGUUAUGCAAUGUAAUUGUAAACAUUUCUUAGGCUACAGAAAACACUUGUUACUAUUAUUCUGAUGAACAUAUGUAAUAGGCUUGAGUUUGUAUGGGUCCUGAGUAAGUACUAUAAGUUUGAAUCCUGGUAUGAUAAAUAGUUGAUCCAGUUU